This is a messenger RNA of Sphaeroforma arctica JP610, 773 nucleotides long. RefSeq names its product 60S ribosomal protein L44. Lineage: Eukaryota; Ichthyosporea; Ichthyophonida. The record is from RefSeq and is a predicted model, not a curated record. Gene Ontology annotation, molecular function: structural constituent of ribosome. Gene Ontology annotation, cellular component: ribosome; cytosolic large ribosomal subunit. Bases 108 to 428 code for a protein of 106 amino acids. The transcript has 3 exons. Gene Ontology annotation, biological process: translation.
GGCCCACUGUAGGUACUCGAUUUUUUGGUCGUCACGUUUGUAAAGGAUUACAAAACUUCAAGUGCAAACACACUGACGAGCCUUUUCCAGCCAUUAGCAUCGACAAGAUGGUGAACAUUCCUAAAUCGCGCAAGACCUUCUGCAAGGGCAAAGAGUGCAAACGCCACCGUCUGCACAAGGUCACUCAGUACAAGGCCGGUAAGGCGUCCCUUUACGCUCAGGGUAAGCGUCGUUACGACCGAAAGCAGUCCGGUUUCGGAGGUCAGACCAAGCCCGUUUUCAGAAAGAAGGCUAAGACCACCAAGAAGAUCUGUCUUCGUCUGGAAUGCACUCACUGCAGAGCAAAGAAGCAGCUCGUGAUUAAGCGAUGCAAGCACUUCGAGCUGGGUGGAGACAAGAAGCGCAAGGGAAUGGCCAUUGCCUUCUAAAGGUUUCAUUUACCACAAGUUCGUUUAUUGUAUGUGCAUUUCGAUGAAUUAAUAAUGCAAAUGAUAAAAUAUAAACGGUGUAAAGGCUUAGAGAAACUCGAAUUGUACUGUCACUUCGAUUUACUAUCCGGGAAGCGGAUUUGUCACUCUAGUCCUAUCUGUUUACGGUUGCAUUUUGUGUCACUAAGAAUGCAUCUUAGAAUGGUGAUAUUUUGUCGUUUCUAGGAUAAGAGAGGCUAUAUAUUUGGGUUUCCACUCGAAUUGUGGCAUAAAAAAUUCCUUGUAAAUCAACGUAUGUGGUGCGGGAUGCUGUCGUAUUGAGGGCUAUAAACGACAAUAUUGUGC